CUGCUCUUGGCGUCAUGGCGACUCUUGUGCUGGCUAAUCUAGUGGACGCACAGGGAGUAUAUGCGGAUAUGCUUGCCAUUUUAAUAUUGGUGCCUGCGAUGGUGCAUGGGAUCCUUCCUAUUACAAUGUCUUUGACAGCAAGGCUAUGCAGUGACACACCCAUCAGCUCAGAGAAGAUUAGGGACAUAUGGGCAAGCCACAUAGCCACACACAGAAAUGCCGAGAGACACAUAUGUAUGCCUUCACCGAUUAGGAAUGCGAGACUGGAGCCACCCGUGACCACCAACUAUCAACCGGUUUGACGGACUAUAAUGCUGCGCAUUGGACGCGGAUGACGUUUACAAAG
Molecule: messenger RNA, 346 nt
Organism: Aspergillus versicolor CBS 583.65
Lineage: Eukaryota; Fungi; Ascomycota; Eurotiomycetes; Eurotiales; Aspergillaceae
Exons: 1
Coding region: 15-302 (95 amino acids)
Source: RefSeq, a predicted model, not a curated record